Molecule: messenger RNA, 1089 nt
Organism: Aureobasidium musti
Lineage: Eukaryota; Fungi; Ascomycota; Dothideomycetes; Dothideales; Saccotheciaceae
Source: the annotation of a GenBank genome assembly
AUGAUGUCGAAGCUACCAAAGAGUGUUGCUACUGCCACUUCGCGUUUGGCGCAAGUAUCCCAGCAGUUUUCGUCCCAGGCUCCGCUUAAACAGCAGCAAGCAAGAAUGGUCCAUAGAGGUACUAUGCACAAGCUGAACACUGGAGCAAGCAUUCCGGCACUCGGAUUUGGAACCUGGCAAGACAAAGAUGCACAAGAGCCUGCAGUAGUUGCUGCCCUGCAAGCUGGUGUGAGACACAUUGAUACCGCAGCUGUGUACGGGACGGAGCCUGCGGUUGGCUCUGCAAUCAAGAAGUCUGGUGUUCCACGCUCUGAGAUCUUCCUCGUCACCAAGAUUUGGAACAAUUCGCAUGCUCCAGAAGAUGUCGAGGCUGCUCUCGACACAUCUCUUUCUAACCUUGGAACUGACUACGUCGAUCUUUGGUUAAUGCACUGGCCAUCUGCCUUCGCCAGUGGUUCGUCGCUCUUCCCAAAAGACUCUAAUGGCAAGGUUAAGCCUGGAACCUCGGACUACGUUGAGACCUACAAGGCAAUGGAANAGGUCUACAAGUCUGGCAAAGCCAGAGCUAUUGGCGUCUCGAACUUCAGCAAGGCUGAGAUGGAAAGACUGAUCAAGGAGACGAGCGUUGUCCCAGCAGUCCACCAGCUCGAACUUCAUCCAUACUUGCAGCAGCACGACUUCGCCGAGUGGCAUAAGUCUCAGGGUGUCCACGUUACCCAAUACUCGCCUUUUGGAAACAGCAAUGAAGUUUUGAAUAGGAAUCGAGCUAACCAGAUCCCGAUGUUAGNNUACUCCAAGGGCCAGAACCUCAGCAAGCUGAUUGAAGACCCAACUCUGGUCGAAAUCGGAAAGAAGUAUGGCAAGUCUGGAGCGCAAGUAGCAUUGGCCUGGGGAAUCGCUCAUGGCCGAAGUGUCAUUCCCAAGAGCAAGACUCCUGCGAGGAUCCAGCAGAAUGUUGAAGGAGAUUUCGAGUUGUCUGCUGAGGACGUCAAGAAGGUGGAUGCUAUCGACAGAAAACUGCGCUUCAACGAUCCCAGUGCAAACUUCGGGUGGAACUUCUAUCAGGAUCUCGAAGGAAAGGAGGCUUGA